UGACUUGUUUUUCUCCGAACUUUCAUGUUAUCGGUUUUGAACUUUGAUCAAUUUCAAUUUGAUCGUUUCGUUUCGUUUCUAAUUAAACUUGUGUACAGGAAAUGAAAGAUAAAUUCAUUUAUUGAAUAAUGCACGAGUAAGCAUAUCGAGUUUCAAUACGUGUACUUUUGAAAAUAAUCCAAAAGUGAGCAUGUCGUCGUCCAGAUCCAUGUCUUCCUCGAACGAAUCUAAAAAGUCUCACGAAGAACUAGCAUCCAACUAUGCAUUGCAAGUUGCUCUACAAACGAUGAAAGAACGAUGUCAGCAAUUGCAAGCACGAUUAUCGGUAGUCGAAGAAGAAAAUCUACAACUGAAAAUCGAAAAACAGAGGUAUAUCCGUCAGGAAAACAAAAUCAAUACGAAUUUAUGUGAUAUAGAUAGAUUGCAAGAACAAAUCGCUCAGCUGAGCAGACAGAAGUCUCAACUGACCCAUCACAUUUACAUGGUUGCGACUGAAAAUAAGCAUUUAUGGACUAGACUAUCGCUGUUGACCGAAGCAAAUGAAUCUUUGGGCACUCGGUUGAGUAAGAUCUCCGUCGCGUUGAAUAAUCAUACGAGUAAAAGUGAACAGCUCCUACAAGAAGUUAAUCAAGAUAUGGGUAAUCAAAGCCUAGAAGAAAUUUCGUUAAAGCUGAUCAAUAACUUCCAGCUAGAGAAGAAUGAACUAGAGCAACAAUAUGCUGAGAUGGUUGAACUGCAUAGUUUCAAAGACUGUGAUUUUACGUUAGCAAGCGGUGACGGCUGCGAUAAUAAAUUGAUAAAUGAGGCUGAUAAUGGAAUCGAAGAUAGCGAAGAAGAAGUUUCCAAUGAGAUGCUUUCUGGUGACUUGAAACAGUGCCAGCAACAGCUUUCUAGGUUCUUGAACGCGAUGAAAAAUCAGAAAGAAAAUUUGCAGAAUACUAUGAAUCUUUUGAAAAAAUUUUCAAAUGGUGAUGAUCGGUGUCUUGUUUGUAAAAAGUAUCUAGAAAAUUCCAAAAAAGCGUAUCGUGAUGUUGAAGUAAUGGCUUUGCCUUCAGAAAUCAUUGAAAAAGAUUCUAUCGACGAGGAAGUUAGAAAUAUCACCGAAAAUUCCAAAAUGCAAACGUGUUAUUGUAAAAUGAAGUCUGAUCAGCGUAUUUGCCCGAUGUGCGGUUGUACAUAUUACAACACCGAUAAUAUGGAGUUCAUGGAUGAAUUUAUCGAACACGUUAGAAGUCAUUUUCCACAAAUAGAAAUCAAAACUGAUGAAUUCGAUCAAUUUUAUCACGAACAGCCUCCUUCGGUGAUGUAGUUUAUUCACCAGAAGCUGUUUUUCAACUUUUAACUACCUAUCUUAUUGUUAUGAUUAUGACCGUGUGUUCUCUUCUCUUUCUUGAAGCGUUCCAUUUGAAUUAUUCAAAAUUUGAGUGUACCCUUUUUUUUUAUAAAUACACGUGUAUGUUACAAUUUUUUUUUA
This is a messenger RNA of Planococcus citri (citrus mealybug), 1474 nucleotides long. It is a transcript of the gene spn-F, whose product is annotated as Protein spindle-F. The record is from RefSeq and is a predicted model, not a curated record. The transcript has 4 exons. Lineage: Eukaryota; Metazoa; Arthropoda; Insecta; Hemiptera; Pseudococcidae. Bases 191 to 1309 code for a protein of 372 amino acids.